AUGCCAUUCUUCGACCCCAUCAUCGAAGAUGAGGUACACGUCCUCCGGACCUGCUCCCUGUAUGAAGACUACCGACACCGCUUUAGUCAGAGAGCCAAAACCUGUCUUUUCGCUAACUUAGAGGGGCUAUUCACAGAUACCAGCCUCAUAAGAGAGACAGCGAGGUUCUUGGUGAGAGCAAACAACAGGCGUUUCCCGAAGAAGGAAGUCACUAAGAAGGAUCUGCUGAAGUCCAGCUGUAGUUUCGGAAAGGCUAAGAACUACGCAGUAUCAGCUGACCUAAAAAUGACCGAUCUCGGAAAAUUCUCGACCAGCUAUGGUUUCUUGGGUAUUGCGUUCAACAUGAUGGACUCCAAAAACUAUGAUAUCGCUUAUGUCAGACCCCAUGCAAAGGACCACUGCUGGGAGUUAGGGUACGUCGAGAAUGGACGUUUAUUUGGAAGGGACUUUGGAACAUGUACCAUGAAAAUCCUGAAAGAAUUCAAUCUGGCCGUGAAAAUCGAAAAUGGAGAAGGUGCGGUAUAUGUGAAUGGAGCAAAAGAGUCAGACUUUACUCCCUUCUUCCCUCCAUCAAACAAGGUCGCCACUGCAAUGAGGAACAACAUGGAGGCUAAAAUGGAGACCAAAAACCUGCAAAUCUGCCAAGAGAUAAAAUGUGUAUCGAGGUCGGAGUCAGGCAAGACUAUGAUCACCAAGCCUCUUGAGUCGUACAAAGACUUGGGAAUGAGUGCAUGUGAGGCUUGUACCUGUCAGCUUUUCGGUCAGAUAAGGUGUGGAUGUAGGUCUGCAGAUGAACAAGGUGUUUCUUGUACGAGUAAUAUGAUCCCCGCUGUCGGACAUGACUGUUGUGCCAGAUGUGUUCCUCCGUCAGCAAAAUGUUACGGAGCCGGAGAUCCUCAUUACAGGAGCUGGGACGGCAGAGCUUUUGAUUACCAGGGUAGUUGCACAUACACUAUGGUGAAGACGCUCGACUUCCAGGUCAUGCAAAAGAAUAAAAAAUAUAGGAGUGGUGCAGUUUCCAUUACCGAAUACUGCCUCCUCAUCUUCGAAGGUGAUGAGUACAAGAUGCAAAAUAAAAUACUCUACACUCCUGCCGGCGGUACACAGAAUACCGUUCUAACUCCUUACAAGAAAUAUUAUAAUACACAGGAUUACGUUGACUGUGUGCAGAACACUGAGUGCUCUGUCUACAUUAAAAACCAGAAGAUGUUGACGGUUACCUGUUACCCUGGAAAUGCCAUCUAUCUUUGGAUCCACGGGACGUACUACGAAAAAACAGAAGGAAUGUGCGGAAUCUGGGACGGAAACUUUUACCAUGACUACAGGAACAAGGACGGACAAAUAGUAAAUAGCCCCAAUAUCAUGGGAGCGGCUUUCAGAUACUCCAACAACGACGACAAGCAGGAGCCUUUCAAGAGCUGUCCCGUGGAUGUUACUCAGUCGUUUAAGAAUUGUAUGUUUGAUACCUGCAUCGAUCCUUCCAGUGAUGUUAAUGUAUGUUCGAACGCUGCUAUCUAUGCUAAGCAAUGUGCUGAUUCAGGAAACCCUGUAGUAGGUUGGAGAUCCAGUAAUUUCUGUCCGAAAGAGUGCCCUGAUUCUAUGGUAUAUGAUAGUUGUGGUAAAGGAUGUUUCGCUACCUGUUCCGAUCCUUUCCCUGUUGGUUGCAAGGAUAGUUGUGAAGAGGGUUGCUAUUGUCCGCAAGGUAAGCAAGGAUAG
Messenger RNA from Bolinopsis microptera, 1716 nucleotides. Its product is annotated as IgGFc-binding protein-like. NCBI's taxonomy places the organism in Eukaryota, Metazoa, Ctenophora, Tentaculata, Lobata, Bolinopsidae. The record is from RefSeq and is a predicted model, not a curated record. Gene Ontology annotation, cellular component: extracellular matrix. The coding region runs from base 1 to 1716 and encodes 571 amino acids. The transcript is spliced from 12 exons.